This is a messenger RNA of Paramuricea clavata, 203 nucleotides long. The record is from the annotation of a GenBank genome assembly. Lineage: Eukaryota; Metazoa; Cnidaria; Anthozoa; Malacalcyonacea; Plexauridae.
AUGCCGCCGCCGAUGCCAAGGAGCGAUGCGAGGAAUCGUUUGGUUUUGGUGUCAGGUUGGGUCAUAGUGCGGUGGACGUUGAGGAAUUGGUCUCGGGUAUGUGUAAGCUUUGCGGUGAGGAUGGUUGGCUGCUUGGAGAAGAACGGGAGGUUGAUGUUUUCGAUCAUUUGGAGGAGCUGGUUGGUUUGGGUAAGUUGUUGUGA